Pichia kudriavzevii is the source of this 1101-nucleotide messenger RNA. RefSeq lists its product as uncharacterized. The record is from RefSeq and is a predicted model, not a curated record. The coding region runs from base 1 to 1101 and encodes 366 amino acids. The transcript has a single exon. Gene Ontology annotation, molecular function: oxidoreductase activity. NCBI's taxonomy places the organism in Eukaryota, Fungi, Ascomycota, Pichiomycetes, Pichiales, Pichiaceae.
AUGAAUAGUGGCUUGAUCAGAAGUAAAGCCUUGACGUACUCCAGUUUUUGGAACUUGGGAGUUUCAUACAUAAACGUGCCAACUAACAUUAAGCCCGGAGAAGUAUUAGUUCAUGUGAGGGCAGUAUCUGUGAAUCCAUUUGAUAUUAUGAUGCAUAAACUCAGUUUGUUCUUUAUAGGAUCAUUUAAAAAAGUGACUGGGUGUGAUUUUGCUGGAGAAGUUGUAAAAGCUGGAGAAAAUGCACCAUUUAAAGAGGGUGAUUCUAUCUAUGGUUGCAGACUUGCUCCAAUGUCCAUCAAUGGUACAUACAGUGAGUAUAUUAUUGUUGAUCCAAAGAAGUGUAUUUUUUGUGAUAAGAUUCCAGAAGGUAUGAUAUACGAACAAGCAGCGUCAAUACCUUGUGUAUCAGCUACAGCAUAUGGUGCAUUGAAAAUGGGUAUCAACAGAAUAUGCCCUACUAUCAAAGAUGACCUCGAAGGUUCAUUGAAAGGCAAGAAUAUUUUAGUAAUUGGAGCAGGAACCUCGGUGGGAUCCUACGCAGUCGAAAUGGCCAAAAAAUACAUGGACGCCAAAGCUGUUGUUGUUACAUGUGGAACAAGAUCAGAGCAGAGGUUAAGAGACGCAGGAGCAGACUUGGCUCUUGAUUAUCAUGAUGGUGAUUUGAAAAAUGUCAAUGAAAUUCUCAAGUAUGUGAAGGACCACGGCAAAUUUGAUAUGGUAUUAGACUGCGUUAGAAAUGAGGUAUAUUACGAUUAUGCGGAUAUUAUUUUGAAGGCUCCAUCUGAUAACGGAGCCUUUGUUCAAUUGUAUGGCUCGAACUCGAUGAAUUUGUUCAAUUGUAGUUUAUCUUCAAUAAUUUUUCCAAGCUUCAAAUCAAUUAAAUAUAAGUUGAUGCAUUUGUUGGGAGUUUACAAAUCUCCAUUGUAUGUCUAUAAGUUAGCUUAUGACUCCACCUUCGGUAGCGUCAUUGAUACUAUGUGGAGAAAAAAGUUACUAGAUACACCAAUAGAUAGUAUUUUUAGAGGUUGGUCUCAAUAUGAUCUUGCUCUUCAUAAGGUAGCUACAGCCAAUAUUUCGGGAAAAGUUGUGUGUAUUUUGUAG